AUGAACACGGAUGUAUUCACUAUAUUCCGUCAAAUUGUGAAUGACAAAGUUUUAAAACUAAUGGUGGAACAGACGAAUAUUUACGGCAGGCGUCUAAAAGAGAGAGCUUUAGGAGAAUUUAGUCGCAUAAAAAGAUGGACUGACGUAACAGAACAAGAAAUGUUAAAAUUCUUAGGAAUGGUGCUGUUCACUGGACUUGUCAAACUACCCACACUUGAGAGUUAUUGGAAGAAAAACCCUCUAUAUUUCCAUCCGCUCAUGCACAAUAUAAAUUUAUCCUAUAAUCGCUACUGCAUUUUACUAAAAUGUUGGCAUUUUGCUGAUAAUGAGGCUCCAAGAAAUGAUGAUGACAGGCUUUAUAAAAUAAAGCCACUUGUAGACCUGAUUAUGGAAAACGGCCACGCAAUAUACACACCAGGACGUGUUAUUGUUGUCGAUAAAUCAAUGGUGCACUUUCGCGGACGCCUUUGCUUUCGGCAAUACAUACCAUCUAAAGCUCACAAAUAUGGCGUUAAAAUUUACAAACUAUGUACAAUUGAUGGUUUUGUAUGGGAGUAUGAAAUCUAUUACGGUAUAAGCCAAAGAGUCUACGAUUUGGAUUUAUCGGGAAGUAUAGUCGCACGCCUUGCUGAAAACCUGCUAGAUGAAGGUAGGUUGAUAAUAACUGAUAAUUUUUACACCAGUGUACCUCUAGCCAAUUUUUUGAAGACUCGUCGUACUGAUUUGUUAGGUACAGUGAACAAAAUGCGAAGAGGCCUUCCGCAACAAGUUACUGGAAGUAAAUUGAAGAAAGGGGAGAUUGCAGCUAUGCAGAAAGGCAAUAUUACUGUGCUAAAAUGGCACGAUAAACGUGACGUUUUACUUCUUUCUACAUGCAAUGGAAAAUAA
Molecule: messenger RNA, 888 nt
Organism: Melitaea cinxia (Glanville fritillary)
Lineage: Eukaryota; Metazoa; Arthropoda; Insecta; Lepidoptera; Nymphalidae
Product: piggyBac transposable element-derived protein 4-like
Exons: 1
Coding region: 1-888 (295 amino acids)
Source: RefSeq, a predicted model, not a curated record